GAUGAGGGCCGAGAUGAUGGAGCUCUUGCCGGCGCCCUCGUCGCCGACGAGGACGACUCGCACGUCGCGCAUGAGUGGCGGUGGGUCGAGCUAGAGUGCAGCAGGUGCUUGUGAGCGCAGCAGGUACGCAGCUCGAGCGAGAGCGGUGGUACGGCGAGGGCCAACCUCUGAGCGCCCUCCGCCUCUCUCUCGCUCUCCGCCCACUCUCUCGCUCGUCGCCAUGGUCCAGGGGUUCAAGGCCAAGCCGCCUGCCAACACGCACAAGAACAAGUCGACCACCCAGAAGAAGCAGCAGCCAAAGGACCUCAAGAAGGGAGCCCGCGUGAUCGCUCCCAAGAAGGCCGCUGCAGUCUCGGUCGGCGUCGUCCACCGCAAGAACACAUCGUCACACGCCACCGGCCUCGAGAAGAACAUCGCCGCCCAGGCCCUCUCGCACGGCAAGCUCACCAUCAUGCGCAAGGCCGCCGAGGAGAAGAAGGCCGCCACCGACAAGGCAAAGGCCAAGUGAACCGCGCCCGGCCCCCUUGCGCCUCGUGUCCGUCGCUCUCUCUUCUCUCUGUUGUACCUCUCCGCGUGUUGUGCAACACCGUCCCGUCCUUGGCGUG
Molecule: messenger RNA, 605 nt
Organism: Rhodotorula graminis WP1
Lineage: Eukaryota; Fungi; Basidiomycota; Microbotryomycetes; Sporidiobolales; Sporidiobolaceae
Exons: 3
Coding region: 221-508 (95 amino acids)
Source: RefSeq, a predicted model, not a curated record